Molecule: messenger RNA, 777 nt
Organism: Symbiodinium natans
Lineage: Eukaryota; Dinophyceae; Suessiales; Symbiodiniaceae
Source: the annotation of a GenBank genome assembly
AUGAGCUUCCUUUUCGCGUCCAUGUACCACAGCAUGCCACUGACAGUGUGGGUGAUCGCACUGACGUUGUUAACCGUGUGCAUCUGGCAUGCGCGCCACGAUGCGCAGCAUGGCGUGCAGGAGUGGCACACUGUACUGCCGCUUUCUUGCAUGGCCGGAGUGGUCGUGUCCUCGUGCCUGGGGCUGGUGGCCUACAAGAGUUUCUACUCACAGUACUGGCUCUACCGAUCCAGCCAUUCGUACGUGAACGUGCUGCCCUCCGAACCGGCUGCGGGCUAUCUGGACGCCGGGAAGCUGGUCUUCGCAGAGGAAGCGCGCGUCGAUGCGAGAAGAGGCCUGGGCUUCAAGGACCGGUCGGUAUACUGCGUCGCGCCCAUCAUCGACGACUCGAAGCCCGACACGAUCCAGUUCUGGGCCGCCGGCCAGGACUGCUGCAGCGCUCGCGGGGACUUUGAGUGCGAUGAUGCCUGGGAUAGGAAAGCUCAUGCUGGCGUCGUGCUGCGAAGAGCUGCUCCAGAGUACAUGCAGGCGGUCAAACAGGCCAAAGCAGUCUACCGCUUGUCUACUCCGGUCGAGCCAGUCUUCGUGCAGUGGGUUGUGGACCCAGAGAAGGUGGAGGUCAACUACUGGCUGCUAGGGAACGGCGUCCUCAUCGGCUCGUGCCUGGUCUUCCUAGUCCUCUCUGGGGUCGUGAAUGUCAUCCUCCUGCCCCUGGCGAAGCCGCGGGAGGAGGUGCGCCAGCCUAUGGUGCGGCCCCCUCGCCAGGCAUACUGCUGA